AUGUACGUAUUGUCAUCUUACGAUUAUCGCCAGAGCAACAAGCCCUUCUCUCAUUCUCCUUCAAAGAUGAAAUUCGUGCUACUCUUCGUGAUGUACGUCCUCUCCGUCAGCACUCACCAAUAUCUUCAUCACACCCCAGCAGGACUGGUUUGGUUGUCGCCUUACAUGUCGAAACAGGAGCCCGUUCUUCACAAUUACCAGCAGAUGUUCUACAAGCCUGUAGAUUCCGACAUCCCAUACUUCCGUUACUCAAACCCUCUGCAUCCACCCGUCAUCUAUCAGCAACAGAAGGACGAGCAAUUCGAAUACGCUGACGUGGAUCACGAUGACAUGAACGAAGUGUUUGCGGACAGCCAGUCACGAAGCAAAGGGUCGCAAUUAGCGGAGAAAUUGAACCCUCGGUUCUUCUUCGGCACGGCGACCACGAUCAGAAAUCCAUUCAUCAAAACGGCAACGUUCACUUUGUUCACGACCAUCUCUUUGAGCAGCGUCGUCAGUUGCAUCGUCGCCGGUGAUUUCGUUGACGCGGCCGCCCAGGCCAAACGCUGCCGUCGUAAACGCUACCUCCUCGAUCAAUGGGAUAAAACAAACGAACAACAUUUCAUCUCUCCAUCUGAACCUCAAAAAUUCACGGCCACGGCAGUUCCUUACCCGUCCGAGUUAAUGCGUGACCAACGUCAAUUGCCCAUUUUUCAGGGGACAUCGUUGUGGAAUAAUGACAUUAUCCAAUCGACGAAAGAUGAGGAUGACGUCGGCUAUUUGACGCCGACGGAGAAGCGCAAAGAGCAGCGAUUCAUUUUCGAAAAUUCCCAUUACGUGGCGUCGACGACGGUGACAUCUUACAAUUUCGUCUCGACCACCGUGACCAAAACGGUAGACGUGGCCAUCGAUGUCGGACUUAAUUGCGUUCCAACCGGCUACGUGGUUUGCUAGAACAUUCUUUUAGCCACAUCAUUUUUUUUGUUC
Messenger RNA from Daphnia carinata, 966 nucleotides. RefSeq lists its product as uncharacterized. The record is from RefSeq and is a predicted model, not a curated record. The transcript has 4 exons. Lineage: Eukaryota; Metazoa; Arthropoda; Branchiopoda; Diplostraca; Daphniidae. Bases 1 to 933 code for a protein of 310 amino acids.